This is a messenger RNA of Cyprinodon variegatus (sheepshead minnow), 3289 nucleotides long. RefSeq names its product kinesin heavy chain isoform 5C-like. The record is from RefSeq and is a predicted model, not a curated record. The transcript has 25 exons. The coding region runs from base 254 to 3100 and encodes 948 amino acids. Gene Ontology annotation, biological process: microtubule-based movement. Gene Ontology annotation, molecular function: microtubule motor activity; ATP binding; microtubule binding. Lineage: Eukaryota; Metazoa; Chordata; Actinopteri; Cyprinodontiformes; Cyprinodontidae.
UUCCUCCUCCUGUUGGGAGAAGCGCUCAGAUGAGGAGCAGGAGGCGCGCAGACACCGAGCCGUGAGCUCCGCAUUGGGACGCAGCGCUGCGGCCAUGACGCAGAUGAAGAAGCUCUGUUUAAGCUGGAAACUUCAUGGAAACCAGGAGAUGAUGCGUUAAAGUUUGCUGACCUGUCCAUGACGCGCGGCGCUCCCAGGGGCCCCUGACUCCUCUCCUGUGUUUUUCUAUAUUAGAAUAGGAAGGUGCGCAGCCAUGGAUGCAGCAGAGUGCGGAGUGAAGGUGAUGUGCCGCUUCAGGCCCCUGAAUGAGGCUGAAAUCAACAGAGGAGACAAGUACAUCCCCAAGUUUAAGGAGGACGACACCGUGGUGAUCACUGGGAAACCAUACGUGUUCGACCGCGUGCUGCCGCCAAACACCACGCAGGAGCAAGUCUACGAGCAGUGCGCCAAGCAGAUAGUCAAAGAUGUGCUGUGUGGAUACAACGGGACAAUCUUCGCCUAUGGACAGACGUCCUCUGGAAAGACCCACACCAUGGAGGGCAAACUGCACGACCCGCGGCUGAUGGGAAUCAUUCCUCGCAUCGCCCAAGACAUCUUUGACCACAUCUACUCCAUGGAUGAGAACCUGGAGUUUCACAUCAAGGUGUCUUACUUUGAGAUCUACUUGGACAAGAUCAGAGACCUGCUGGACGUGUCAAAGACGAACCUCGCUGUGCACGAAGACAAGAACAGGGUUCCUUAUGUGAAGGGCUGCACUGAACGUUUUGUCUCCAGUCCUGAGGAGGUGAUGGACGUCAUCGACGAAGGAAAGGCCAAUCGCCACGUGGCAGUGACAAACAUGAAUGAACACAGUUCCCGCAGCCACAGCAUCUUCUUGAUCAACAUCAAGCAGGAAAACGUUGAAACAGAGAAGAAACUGUCAGGGAAGCUGUACCUGGUCGAUCUUGCUGGCAGCGAGAAGGUCAGCAAGACUGGAGCUGAGGGGGCGGUGUUGGACGAGGCCAAAAACAUCAACAAAUCUCUGUCUGCACUGGGGAACGUCAUCUCUGCUCUGGCUGAAGGGACCAAAACCCACGUGCCCUACAGAGACAGCAAGAUGACCCGGAUCCUGCAGGACUCCUUGGGAGGAAACUGUCGCACCACCAUCAUCAUCUGCUGCUCGCCGUCCAUCUACAACGAGGCAGAGACCAAGUCCACACUUAUGUUUGGACAGAGAGCGAAGACCAUCAAGAACACGGUGUCUGUGAACCUGGAGCUGACGGCUGAGGAGUGGAAGAAGAAGUAUGAGAAGGAGAAGGAGAAGAACAAGAGCCUGAAGAACGUCGUCCAGAGGCUGGAGGCAGAGCUGAACCGCUGGAGGAACGGGGAGAACGUCCCUGAGGAGGAGCGGCUGAGCUCUAAAGAUCAGAAGAACAUCGAGCAAUACGACAACACUCCCAUCAUCGACAACCUGCCGCCAGGUGGGGGAGGAGUCUCUGGCGAAGAGAGGAAAACAUACGACGAGGAUAUCAGGAACCUCUACAAGCAGCUCGAUGACAAGGAUGAUGAAAUCAACCAACACAGUCAGCUGGCCGAGAAACUUAAAGAGCAGAUGUUGGAGCAAGAGGAGCUGUUGGCGUCUACGAGACGGGAUUACGACAAGAUCCAGGAGGAGCUGUGUCGGCUUCAGACGGAGAAUGAGCUGGCAAAGGAGGAGGUGAAGGAGGUGCUGCAGGCCCUGGAGGAGCUGGCCGUCAACUAUGACCAGAAGAGCCAGGAGGUGGAGGAACGGGAGCAGCUCAACCAGCAGCUAACAGAGGAGCUGCAGCAGAAAACCAGUCUGCUGUCGGUGGUCCAACGGGAGCUGAUUCAUCUGGAGGAGCUGAAUGGUCUGCAGAGGAAGAGAGCUGCGGAGGUCCUCAACCUGCUGCUGCGAGACCUCAGCGACAUCGGCGCCAUCAUCGGCACCGGCGACAUAAAGGCGACCUCUUCUGCAGAGGCCAAGGGGAACGGCUCGUCAGUGGAAGAGGAGUUCACCGUCGCUCGGCUCUAUCUCAGCAAGAUGAAGUCUGAGGUCAAGUCUCUGGUGAACCGCAGUAAGCAGCUGGAGAGCAGCCAGGCCGACGCCCACCGCAAGAUCCAGGCCAACGAGAAGGAGCUGGCGUCCUGUCAGCUGCUCAUCUCACAGCACCAAGCAAAGAUCAGGUCUCUGACCGACUACAUGCAGAACAUGGAGCAGAAGAAGAGGCAACUGGAGGAGAAUCAAGACGCUUUGACCGAGGAGCUCGCAAAACUGCAGGCUCAGGAAAAACAUCAUGAGGCGCUGAAGGAGGACCUCCACAGGCUGGAUGGAGAAGAGGUGCUGAAGAAAACGAUGGAGGAGCAGCUGGAGACCAACAGGGAGGCUCAUCAGAAGCAGCUCAGUCGCCUGAGGGACGAGAUCGAAGACAAGCAGAAGAUGCUAGAUGAGCUGACAGAUCUGAACCAGGGUCUGCUGCUGGAGCAGGAGAGACUGAUGUCGGAUUAUGAAAAGCUGAAGAAUGAGGAACAGGAGAAGGAUUUGAAGUUACAGAAGCUCAUGCUGCUGAAUGAACACAGGGAACAAGCCAGAGAGGACCUGAAGGGGCUCGAGGAGACUGUGGCCAAAGAGCUGCAGGCUCUGCACAAUUUGCGCAAACUCUUCGUUCAGGAUCUCACAGCACGAGUUAAAAAGAGCGCUGAGAUCGACUGUGAGGAGGGUCUCGGUAACAUCGCUCAGAAGCAGAAAAUCUCCUUCCUGGAAAACAAUUUAGACCAGCUCACCAAAGUCCACAAGCAGUUGGUACGAGACAACGCAGACCUACGCUGUGAGCUCCCCAAACUGGAGAAACGUCUGCGUGCCACGGCUGAGCGAGUCAAAGCUCUGGAAAACGCCCUGAAGGAGGCCAAGGAGAACGCCAUUAGGGACCGCAAACGCUACCAGAAAGAGGUGGACCGCAUUAAGGAGGCAGUCCGAGCAAAGAACAUGGCCAGGAGGGGUUAUUCUGCACAGAUUGCGAAGCCCAUCAGGCCAGGCCAUCAUCCGCUAUCGUCUCCCCUCAUCGGUAGCACCAGAAACGGAGGAAUCUACAAUCAUAACUGAAACAGGAAACCUGUGAGGGCUUCACUAGAUUCUUCCAUGGUUCAGACAGAAAAGCUAAAAUCCAUUCAGAUGAAGUUUAUUUCUGGCCAGUAUUGUUACUUUUAAAGGCUUCACUUUAAUCUCCAGAUAAAGGGACAUUUUUUUUACUUUUCAAUAUAUUUGUUUGAACCCCCCACAUUUAUUUUACAU